CGCCUGAAGGCCGGUCUGCUCUUCCCGGCAUGCAUUGUUCGGGACGAGGCCAGUCGGGCGCAAAGCGCGGGGCCGGAGCGGCCUUCCCGGAAUCCUUUGCGCUGUACCAGGCGACAAAAUGGCUGCCCGAGGGAGACGGGCGGAGCCUCCAGGCCGGGAGGCGCCGGGCCCCGCGGGCGGCGGCGGCGGCGGCGGUGGGAGCCGAUGGGUUGAGUCAGGGCCGGGGACAUCGCCCGAGAGCGGGGACGAGGAGGUGUCGGGGGCGGGUUCGAGCCCGGUUUCGGGCGGCGUAAACUUGUUCGCCAACGACGGCAGCUUCCUGGAGCUUUUCAAGCGGAAGAUGGAGGAGGAGCAGCGGCAGCGGCAGGAAGAGCCGCCCCCGGGCUCGCAGCGACCCGACCAGUCGGCCUCCGCCGCCGCUGGCCCCGGUGAUCCGAAGAGGAGGGGCGGCCCGGGCUCCACACUUAGCUUCGUGGGCAAACGCAGAGGCGGGAACAAACUAGCCCUCAAGACGGGAAUAGUAGCCAAGAAGCAGAAGACGGAGGAUGAGGUGUUAACAAGUAAAGGUGAUGCAUGGGCCAAGUACAUGGCAGAAGUGAAAAAGUACAAAGCCCACCAGUGCGGUGACGAUGAUAAAACUCGGCCCCUGGUGAAAUGACCCCUCCCCCGCCUGCCCACGGCCUAGGACUCUCUGCGAUGUACAUAACUAUUUAAUGCAGCAGCAGCGGCAGCCUUCCCCCAGGACUUAAACGCAGAAGGAAACUGAGAUGCUUCCUGCAGCUGCAGCCGAUUCUCCAGGACUCUUUUUUUUACCUUGAGCACUUGCCUCAUGAGACUUAAUAGAACGGUGGUUUACUGUCCCCUCUCUUCCCAUCUCCUUCCUCCCUCUGGUUCUUUCUGUCUUCCUCUUCUCACCCUCCUCUUUCUUUCUCCCUUUAGCCAUCACUUCUGGGAAGUAAAGAACUUGACUUAGUGCC
This is a messenger RNA of Nycticebus coucang (slow loris), 977 nucleotides long. It is a transcript of the gene TRIR, whose product is annotated as telomerase RNA component interacting RNase. The record is from RefSeq and is a predicted model, not a curated record. Lineage: Eukaryota; Metazoa; Chordata; Mammalia; Primates; Lorisidae. Gene Ontology annotation, molecular function: 3'-5' exonuclease activity; 5'-3' exonuclease activity. The transcript has 3 exons. The coding region runs from base 119 to 658 and encodes 179 amino acids.